Messenger RNA from Peromyscus eremicus (cactus mouse), 811 nucleotides. It is a transcript of the gene Tmed6, whose product is annotated as transmembrane p24 trafficking protein 6. NCBI's taxonomy places the organism in Eukaryota, Metazoa, Chordata, Mammalia, Rodentia, Cricetidae. The transcript has 4 exons. Gene Ontology annotation, cellular component: endoplasmic reticulum; endoplasmic reticulum-Golgi intermediate compartment; Golgi apparatus. Bases 31 to 747 code for a protein of 238 amino acids. Gene Ontology annotation, biological process: Golgi organization; intracellular protein transport; endoplasmic reticulum to Golgi vesicle-mediated transport. The record is from RefSeq and is a predicted model, not a curated record.
UCACCUGCAGAAGAAGUCACAGAAAGCAGCAUGUUCCCUUUGCUCCUUGUGGCUAGGCUGAUGGUUCUGAGCCUAGUGACUUCUGCUAAGAGCCAGGCAACAGACCCCCUAACUGGCUCUGAGGACCAACCACUCUUCCGUGGAGCUGAUCGACAUGACUUUGCCAUCAUGAUCCAACCAGGAGACACAGAAUGUUUCUGGCAAUUUGCUGAACGGAUGGGUUACUUCUACUUCAGCUAUGAGGUUCAGCUCAUUCUCGGGAUGUCACAUGACCGCCACAUUGCUGUCACGGCACAUACUCCACAGGGUUUCCUUAUUGACACUUCCCAGGAUGUUCGGGGCCAGAUUAACUUCGCUACACAAGAGACAGGUUACUAUCAGCUUUGUCUAAAAAAUGAGCAGAAUCGCUUCAGUUCUAUACAAGUGUAUCUCAACUUUGGAGUCUUCUACGAAGGGCCUGAAAUGGAUCACAAACAGAACCAAAGGAAACAGCUGAACGACACUCUGGAUGCGAUUGAGCACAGCACACGAAAGGUGCAGAACAAUGUUUUUCACAUGUGGCGCUACUACAACUUUGCCAGGAUGAGGAAAGUGGCUGACUUUUUCCUUCUCCAGUCCAACUACACCUAUGUGAACUGGUGGUCCGCAGCUCAGAGCCUUGCCAUUGUUCUUUCUGGGGUCCUUCAGCUAUAUUUCUUGAAACGUCUUUUCACUGUGUCAACUACUAACACAAAGCCAAGAUGCUAAUAUACAGCAUCUUCAUCAAAGCUUUGAUCAAAUCAGCUUUUUUUUUUUUUGGGGGGGGAGUCAA